Molecule: messenger RNA, 2559 nt
Organism: Pan troglodytes (chimpanzee)
Lineage: Eukaryota; Metazoa; Chordata; Mammalia; Primates; Hominidae
Gene: LITAF
Product: lipopolysaccharide induced TNF factor
Exons: 4
Coding region: 435-920 (161 amino acids)
Biological process (GO): regulation of cytokine production
Cellular component (GO): nucleus; cytoplasmic side of late endosome membrane; cytoplasmic side of lysosomal membrane
Molecular function (GO): zinc ion binding
Source: RefSeq, a predicted model, not a curated record
AAUUAUAAAUGUGUUUGUGUGGCUGUUUGAUCUCAAAGCAAUGCUCAGAAGAGGCAGUGUCUCGAAAUCCCAGAAGAUAAGAUGUUACCACAUGAAAGAUGGUCUCAAUAAAGGGGGAGAGGCGGUGGCCGAGGCCUUAAUUUCCAGAACGAGAAACUGGGGCCCACCCAUCUUUUAAAGGUCGUCAAAAGAAAGCUCCCGUCCUCCCAUCCCCCACACCUGUAUGUUGACUCUGUAAAGAUGCAGUUUCCUCACUUUGGGAGGAGAGGCCGUGGUUUUUGCAGGAAUUGCGCCGCUGCUGAAUUCAGCCAUUGCCUCUUGGAGGUUUAGGAUGCCCCAGGCCUUGUUUUCCCUCAAAGCAUUCCAUUGGCAAUCACAACCAACCAUGCUCCUUGAGGAUUUCUGUACACACUGGCUUUUUCUGGUCUUGUAAAAUGUCGGUUCCAGGACCUUACCAGGCGGCCACCGGGCCUUCCUCAGCACCAUCUGCACCUCCAUCCUAUGAAGAGACAGUGGCUGUUAACAGUUAUUACCCCACACCUCCAGCUCCCAUGCCUGGGCCAACUACGGGGCUUGUGACGGGGCCUGAUGGGAAGGGCAUGAAUCCUCCUUCGUAUUAUACCCAGCCAGCGCCCAUCCCCAAUAACAAUCCAAUUACCGUGCAGACGGUCUACGUGCAGCACCCCAUCACCUUUUUGGACCGCCCUGUCCAAAUGUGUUGUCCUUCCUGCAACAAGAUGAUCGUGAGUCAGCUGUCCUAUAACGCCGGUGCUCUGACCUGGCUGUCCUGCGGGAGCCUGUGUCUGCUGGGGUGCAUAGCGGGCUGCUGCUUCAUCCCCUUCUGCGUGGAUGCCCUGCAGGACGUGGACCAUUACUGUCCCAACUGCAGAGCUCUCCUGGGCACCUACAAGCGUUUGUAGGACUCAGCCAGACGUGGAGGGAGCCGGGUGCCGCAGGAAGUCCUUUCCACCUCUCAUCCAGCUUCACGCCUGGUGGAGGUUCUGCCCUGGUGGUCUCACUUCUCCAGGGGGCCCACCUUCAUGUCUUCUUUUGGGGGGAAUACGUCGCAAAACUAACAAAUCUCCAAACCCCAGAAAUUGCUGCUUGGAGUCGUGCAUAGGACUUGCAAAGACAUUCCCCUUGAGUGUCAGUUCCACGGUUUCCUGCCUCCCUGAGACCCUGAGUCCUGCCAUCUAACUGUGAUCAUUGCCCUAUCCGAAUAUCUUCCUGUGAUCUGCCAUCAGUGGCUCUUUUUUCCUGCUUCCAUGGGCCUUUCUGGUGGCAGUCUCAAACUGAGAAGCCACAGUUGCCUUAUUUUUGAGGCUGUUCUGCCCAGAGCUCGGCUGAACCAGCCUUUAGUGCCUACCAUUAUCUUAUCCGUCUCUUCCCGUCCCUGAUGACAAAGAUCUUGCCUUACAGACUUUACAGGCUUGGCUUUGAGAUUCUGUAACUGCAGACUUCAUUAGCACACAGAUCCACUUUAAUUUCUUAAUUUUUUUUUUUAAAUACAAGGAGGGGGCUAUUAACACCCAGUACAGACAUAUCCACAAGGUCGUAAAUGCAUGCUAGAAAAAUAGGGCUGGAUCUUAUCACUGGCCUGUCUCCCCUUGUUUCUCUGUGCCAGAUCUUCAGUGCCCCUUUCCAUACAAGGAUUUUUUUCUCAUAGAGUAAUUAUAUGAACAGUUUUUAUGACCUCCUUUUGGUCUGAAAUACUUUUGAACAGAAUUUCUUUUUUUAAAAAAAACAGAGAUGGGGUCUUACUAUGUUGCCCAGGCUGGUGUCGAACUCCUGGGCUCAAGCGAUCCUUCUGCCUUGGCCUCCCGAAGUGCUGGGAUUGCAGGCAUAAGCUACCAUGCUGGGCCUGAACAUAAUUUCAAGAGGAGGAUUUAUAAAACCAUUUUCUGUAAUCAAAUGAUUGGUGUCAUUUUCCCAUUUGCCAAUGUAGUCUCACUUAAAAAAAAUAAUAAGAAAAAGAAAUGGAUAAUUUCAUCUACUGCCUUUACUUGGGGUUAAUGUGAUUCUUAAACACCUUCAUCAUGGAACUCUCAGAGUGGGGUCCGUUUUGGUUUCCUGGUGGUGGGUUUUGAAAGAUAAGGGAAAGCACAUUUUGAGCAUGUCUGGGUACCAUGGUGCGGAUGCUUGGGAACCAGAACUGUUUCAGAGGAAUCUAAAGUCUAAUUUUAGUUUUCAGAGACACGGCUUGUUGUAAAACAUGAGAAGACAUGAUUUCUAGGACUCAAGCAGCAAGCCAGGAUUCUAGGUUGGCUGCUGUGUCAUCUUUGAAGUCAAGACAAAGCUGGGCUCGACCUUCAAGGGUCCUCGUUUUGUUAAUAAUUCAGAAUAGGGAACUCAUGUGAAUACUACUAUGUAGAAAUAAAACCUAGACCUUGAGCGAACAUCUGUAUAUUGGUUGAAAAUGAUAGUGGUAACCAUUGAUCCCCCAUCAUUUGAUGUUUGGAAAAUUCCAGUAAUUAUCAUUUUUGCAACGAAUAUGGAUACCACAUAGUACUUUGGUGUUACCUGCUUUUGAAAAAUAAAGUCUUUGGUUCACCCGGUGAA